Molecule: messenger RNA, 1168 nt
Organism: Poecilia latipinna (sailfin molly)
Lineage: Eukaryota; Metazoa; Chordata; Actinopteri; Cyprinodontiformes; Poeciliidae
Product: trace amine-associated receptor 1-like
Exons: 1
Coding region: 215-1168 (317 amino acids)
Biological process (GO): G protein-coupled receptor signaling pathway; cell surface receptor signaling pathway
Cellular component (GO): membrane
Molecular function (GO): trace-amine receptor activity
Source: RefSeq, a predicted model, not a curated record
CAUGCCGCAGAGCAACCAGCACUGACAUGAUGCCUCUUUGCACUGAGACUCACAUUGCUGUAAGCAGCUCUCACAGCGUGUAAGGGUUGAUCAGCCGUAUCAGGUAUUAGAAAAGCCACUCUUUGUUUACAUGUAUGUAAAUUAACUUUUUAUUAAAUUCAUUUUAAAUGUCUGUCUUAGUUUUAAUGUAACCUGAAUUCAGUUUCAGGUCUUCAUGGAAAACAGGACGGGUGUGACUGUCUUACUGCAUCCCUGCUAUGAGAUAAAUCAGUUUAGUUACAAACUAACCACCACUCCUUCUGUUGCAUGUAUAAUGGUGUAUGCGUUUCUGACACUUUUGUCUCUUGUGACUGUAUGUGGAAACCUCCUUGUGGUAAUAUCAAUAGUUUAUUUCAAACAGCUUCACACACCCACCAACACUCUCAUUCUGUCUCUGGCUGUGGCCGACCUGCUGGUUGGGAUUUUAGUGUUUCCUCUCAGCAUGGCCUUCUCUCUCAGUUCAUGUACCUAUAAUGAGAGUUUAUUUUGUAAGGUCCGUGACAGCUUUGAUAUAUUGUUUAGUACAUGCUCUAUUAUGCACCUGUGCUGUAUUUCAGUUGACAGGUACUAUGCUGUGUGUCAGCCUCUCACAUAUAGAUCUAAAAUCAGCCGUCAUGUUGCUGCCAUCAUGAUCGCAGUGAGCUGGGGUGUUUCUGCUCUCGUUAGCAUCGGAGUGACAAUUCCCAGAAUGUCCCAUGAUGGAUGUGUUGACUUGUGUUUUCUUGAUGUAAUCACAGCAAACAUUAUUGGAUCUAUCAUGUCAUUUUACUUCCCAGUGGUCAUAAUGCUUUGCAUCUACCUGAAGAUCUUCCUUGUCGCACAGAGACAGGCACGAAGCAUCCAAAGCAUAAAGUCUGGAGCAACUGCCAGUAAGAUGGAGAGAAAAGCCACCAAAACUCUGGUUAUUGUUCUGGGAGUUUUUCUGUUUUGUUGGUCUCCUUUUUUCCUUUGCAUUUUCUUUUCUAUCCCAGUUUCUGUGAUUGAAACUGUUAACUGGCUUGCACUGUCAAACUCUACACUAAACCCGUUUAUCUAUGCUUUCUUUUAUACCUGGUUCAGGUCAGCUUUUAAAAUGAUUGCUUCUGGGAAAAUAUUCUUUGGUGACUAUUGUAACUUCAAAUUACACUGA